AGUAAAUAUUUGCUUUAUUUUGAUAGUUUUUAAUUAAUAAUAUGUGUUACUAUGUUAAGUGGAUUGUUAUCAAAUAUAAAUUUAGGUCAAAUUUUGUAAAAGGCAAAAUUUGAUUUAUUGAAGUCAAAUUUAGCAAAUUGCCACAAUGCCAAAUCAAGCAAAGGAUCAUGAUGAAAAUCAAAAGUUUGUGUGCUUGCUCUGUCUGAAAAAAUGUUUAAGACAGCUUACUACUUUUCAAGCAGAUCGAAUAUGCCAACUGUACAAGACCAAGAUCAAUAUCAGUGAUACGGGUAACAAAAGGAUUCUGCGAAUCGUGUAGAAUUACAUUGCGGAGAAAACAAGAGGGGAAAGAAGUUGCACUCCCUCCUUAGUUUGAUUUUAAGUCAAUACAAGUGAGACCUGAAACAAGAGGCACGGUGUGUUGUUGCCUAAUAUGCCGAAUUGGUCGUUCAAAGCUGCAAGAAAAACAUCCUCUUAUAGAGCAAACCACUAUUGAAAAAACCAAAUGUGUGUUGCAGCAAAUGCCUCAGCCCUUUAGGAAAAGGUUUGCCCCACCAAUACUCUCAAAUAAUGUUAAGGGAAAACAUUCAGUCUUUAGCAACAAAAGAUGUCAAAUCAUCUGAACAAAUCGCAUCUCGAGUUAUUUCCAAUAAAGAAUUAUCUCCAGAAGGAACUAUUCUACUGGCUAAAGCAUCCAGCGGGCCUCCACUUACUGUUACCUCUGGUCAAAGUAGUGCGCAGACACCAUCAAGUGCUCCGAUAUUGACCACUGUAGCCUUUGUAAAUGUGCCAUUAAAUACGGGUCUGUCAAACAACAAAUUAAAGAAACUUGUUAGAACUGUAAAAAAAAACAUCAAGAAGCAAGAUGGUAGAGCGAAAUUCCUACAUGAAUUUUCUAAGACUAGGUCAACAAUUAGGCGAUUUCUUCACCUGCAGCAACUUAAAAAUCACAGACGAAAAAACAGAUUCUUGUACAGUUCAUGUUGUUGCUCACUGCAAUGAUUUAUCAAGUCUUGUGAAUCAUGUUAUUCAGUCUCGCAAAAUUUCUGGUGGCUAUUUUGUUAAGCUCGGAAUUGAUGGUGGCAAAGGUUUUCUCAAGUUUUGCCCUAACAUUGUUGAUACUGCGUUAAGGGAUGAAACCAGCUCACCGCACCAACAACAACCUCUCACUCAAAGGACUGGUAAAGACACUGGAGUCAAGAGACAGAUUAUUGUUAGGGUUUCAGAAGAAUUGCCAGAAAGACACUCCAAUAUUGAACAAAUUUGGUCACUGGUUAAUGCAAAUGGAGUUAAACUAAUUUUGGUUUGUGAUAUGAAAGUUGCAAAUAUAAUUUAUGGUCUUCAAACUCAUUCAAGUACGCACCCUUGCACCUUGUGUAACGUCAAAUCCAAUUGUCUUGCCAAAUCUGGAAACUUGCGAACACUGGGCUCAAUUAAUUCAAGCCUUGAGUCUUUUCAGCAAUCUGGCGGGGUUGUUGCUAAUGCAAAGCUGUUUGGCAAUGUCAUUCGAAAGCCAAUCAUCUGCGUGCCUUUCAAUGUUCUGAUUUUGGAAAUCAUUCUACCGAUGGAAUUAUAUCUCCUCUUAGGAGUUAUCAACCAUCUUUUCGAGAUCCUUAAAACUGCUAAGACAGAAACUGUUGUGGCCAGCCGCCCUCCACAUUCAACUAAGCCUAUAUCACGGGGGCCAGUUUAAGGGAAAUGAAUGCAGUAAGCUUCUUAAAAAUGUGGAUAUGCUGCAGCAACUUGCUUAGACAAACAUGGUUGCCAAUAUUGUGUGCUUAAUUGGAGCAUUCAAAAGCUUCAUUUUAGUUGACAAGGCUUGCUUUGGAUACAUCCUUCAGCCGGAUUUCGCUGAAAAAAUUGAAAAUUUAAAAAAGUGUUACCUAAUGACAACUGGUGGAAGCGUAACACUUAAAAUUCACGCCGUCUUCUACCACAUCAAGGAUUUCAUCAGUCACAAAGAUCCCCCUUGGGGCCCUAUAGUGAACAAAGUGUCAAAACUUCUCGUCAAGAUUUUUAUCAACAUUGGUAUAAGAAAUAAUAAUCAUCCAGAUUACAAAGAAAGAUUGUUGCGCUGCAUAAUUGAUCUAAACAGUAAGCUUCUUUAAAGAACAUUAUUUGAUUUA
Molecule: messenger RNA, 2126 nt
Organism: Hydra vulgaris (swiftwater hydra)
Lineage: Eukaryota; Metazoa; Cnidaria; Hydrozoa; Anthoathecata; Hydridae
Source: RefSeq, a predicted model, not a curated record